Molecule: messenger RNA, 2587 nt
Organism: Didymodactylos carnosus
Lineage: Eukaryota; Metazoa; Rotifera; Eurotatoria; Philodinida; Philodinidae
Source: the annotation of a GenBank genome assembly
CGGCGUUCAGCGUAAACCGAAAUUGCCCUAGACAAAAAAUUUUCUGCAAUUCUGAUAAGAAUCUUACCUGAUUCUUAUCAAAUUCUUAUAUAAGAUUACGCAGGAAAGUGAAUGGAGUUUGAUAAGAAUCUUAUAAGAAUCUGAUAAAAAUGUCAUAAGAAUUUCAUAAGAAAGUGAUAAGAAGUUCUUAUCUAUUUUUCAUAAACGUGUUACAAAAUGUUUAUUCCUACCGAAUUUUGAUAAGAAGUUUCUGACAUACUUUGUCCUUGCAAGACUUUUCAGAAGAGUUAAUUUUAAAUUAUUCGGGACAACGACUAAUUUAACGAUUCCGUUUUACUUAGCGAAACAGUAAGAAACUCAAUAUUUGACUAUGAAACAUUCAUGUUUCAUAAUGACUUUGAAGUCUUUAUGCUCGCGAGAGUGCUCUGUCUUUAGUUGUCGAUAUACUCAGAAAAGGAAUUCAAAAAUCUGAAACUGGUCAAUCACAAUGUAAUAUGAGAUGAUCCUUAUUAUCUCAGUCCGUAAUAGCUCAAUGGAUGAGAGCACGGCAUGGCAUGCCAUAGGCCCUAGGUUCGAAUCCUAUGAUUUUUUCAAAUUUUUUUGCACAAUUCAGAUGCACUACUAACUUAGUUUAACUUCUUGAGCAUUUUUCAGAUCGCUUUACAAAACAAGACUUUCAUAAGAAAGUAAUAAGAAGUUCAUAAGACCUCUUACCACUUUCUUAUGACGUUCUUAUCAGAUUCUUAUAAGACUCUUAUCAAACUCCAUUCACUUUCCUGCGUAAUCUUAUAUAAGAAUUUGAUAAGAAUUAGGUAAGAUUCUUACGUGAAUCUUAUUGGGUACUUAUAAGUUUCUUAUAAGAUUCUUAACUGAUGCUUAUAUAAGAAUCGACGCCUAGAGUGAAGGUUUUUUUCUUUCUAAAAACCGUUUAAAAAAAUGAUAAAAAAGGAUGUCGUGUAUGUUUCUCGGCGCUCAUAUGAAGGAAAAACAGCGGUGUCAGCCUUUCCGUGUGAGGAGAGAAGAAGAAAGAAAGGAAGAGGAAUAUCAUUUUAAUCAUCAUUUUAAACUGUUUCAAGAGAGAAAAGCACUUCGGUUUUUUCGGUAAACCGAAACCGGUGUAUAUUUAGUUUCAGCUACAUGCUGAAAACAAGAAAAUCACUUUGACGAGCUCACAGAAGGGCUCCCGAAACUUCGGUUUUUGAAGGUAUAAGAGUAAACAAAUCAGUAUUUGUCGCCCCCUAUAUCUAUGGAAAGAAACUUUUUCAAAAGCUGGACGCAGUCUCAUUCUGUUCAGAAUUUUGCCGCUCUUUCCAGCAAUGUAUUUGAAAAGUUUUCCUGAAAAUUCUCAGAGUUUAACUUGACGGCAGUUUUCGAAAGAUCUUUGACGAUUCAGCUAUGCCAAACUUUUGAUUUUUAGAUUCUAACGGCGAACAGUACGCAAAAAUGCAGUUUCCUUUCUAGCGCAGUUUGGUAGCUAAGGAAGCAAAGAGAAGGAAGAAAACUGAAGUUUAAAAAAUACACCGUAAGAUUUCGUAAACGUCUAGUGUUAGGCUUUGAACGUAAUCAGAACUCAAUUCGAAGCGCAUAGUGAGAAAGAGGUUUAAAAAGUGCAUCGAGCCGUAUUGUUUUAAGAAAAAAAUACGUCAGGCUUGUUCCAAAGCAACAUGGCUUGAUAGUCAUGGUGUUCGUCAUGUAUUUCAAAGGUACCGUCUUCGAACCUCGACGCUGGCAAAGUCGUGGGGUAGCCUUGGACAAGUUACUAUGCCUUAGCGCGUCGGAUCACCUGUCCGACACCAUACUCACUGCGUUGUGACGUACAACACAGCUUCUCUGGCGGCUUCCAGAAAGCUAUUAUGUCGUUAGUGAGUGUGUGUGGGGAAUUGGGCGAAAGUACUCUGCGUCAAGCUAGCCUUCUAGCCAGAGCUGCAGACUGACGCCUAGUAACGAUAUGGGUGGCCAUGUCAGAAAUUUGUCAACUUCAGGGAAGAUAUCGGACUGUUGAAACUGCUAUUCUCAUUCUCUUUUCUUAUCAUCUAUGGACGGACGUAUAUUCUAACCACUGAGUGUAGUAGCCAUUUUUAUUUGCAAAUUUUUUAAACUGCAUUUACUUAAUCCCAUGGGUGAUCGCCGUCUUAACAUUGGUUAUAAACGAAACUUAACAUCGUCGAAAUCGCCUGCCCCUAUAUUAUAGGUAAAUUCUGAUAUGGAUAAUAUUACAAAUGUAUUAAAAUCUCAGGAAUUCGUAUCGAAAAUUGUUACAGCUGUGAUAUCGCAAGAUUCAUUAAUUAGCUCAAUCGUUCAAAAUGUACUCAGCAGUAAUCCUUUCCAACAGAUGAUAAAUGAAAUUAUUCAACAAAAGGUAGCUCCACUGGAAACACGUAUGCAACAGCUAGAAGAAAUGGUUCAAGAUCUACAAGAAAGAAAUGACUAUCUCAACUAUAAAACAAACGAUUUAGAACAAUAUCAAUGUGCAUUGCGUAUCUAUGGAAUAGCUGAAAACAAAGAAGAACAUACCAAUGCUAUCAUUAAAGAUAUAGGUAAAGUAAUGGGUGUGAAAGUUGAAGACAAUGAUAUUUUAUGCGUCUGA